Aspergillus pseudoviridinutans is the source of this 3039-nucleotide messenger RNA. Its product is annotated as CHAT domain-containing protein. Bases 1 to 3039 code for a protein of 1012 amino acids. Lineage: Eukaryota; Fungi; Ascomycota; Eurotiomycetes; Eurotiales; Aspergillaceae. The transcript has a single exon. The record is from RefSeq and is a predicted model, not a curated record. Gene Ontology annotation, molecular function: protein binding.
AUGUCGAACUCUGUCCAGAAAGCGCCAACGGGGAGGAAGAGCGCUCUUACAUUGCAAGAAGCGCUACAAUACGCAACGGAUCUCUACGAGCAAGCCCAACUUGCCCCAACGAGCAAAGUUUUCAACCAGGCGAUCGAGGUAGCGAAAAAGGCAAAGCAGGCUUCCCGCCGGAGUUCAGAGCCUUAUCGAUAUAGCGUAGAAUUAUUGGUUAUGAUCUUUAAUCAGAGACACAAAGCAUACGGGGAGAGAUCAGACCUUGACAACGCUAUCCAGAACGCCGAAGAAGGCGCCUCAUUUAAUCAUAUUCCUUCGCGAAUAGCGAGCUUACAAAAUUUGGCAAUACUGCAAACUGACCUUUUCGUCGAAACUAGAGAGGUUGACCACGCAAAGUCUGCUUUUUCAACCGCUUGUGACGCCGUGGAACUGGCACGUCAACAUGAAGUGAACGAUCAAGCCUCCUGUGAAGCAACCCUUGCCAGUGUCCUUCUGAGGCUCUCCCAGGAAACGACAGAGAUAUUCGGCGCCAAUCAACUUGAUUAUGCAAUUGAAAGAGUCCGCUGGGCCCUUGCCAUCUGCGGCGAACAUCCAGAUGCUACGGGCUGGCGGCACAACCUUGCGUUGAUGCUUGAGUUGAAAUGUGAACGAACAGGGGAUGCUGAGUAUUUGAACAGUGCAAUCAAUGAUGAAGAGUCGGUUUUGGCUGCCACUGCAUUGAGCGACAUGAAACGGCCACUGCGCCUCUGUGCCCUUGGGAAUAUGCUCAGUCGCAAAUUUCUAUGCACAGGAGACACUGCACAUCUUGAUGACGCACUUGAUCGACUUCACGAGGCCGUUCGGUUGUCAAUAGAUCGCCCAGAGCUUGGGGAGACUAAAUGCCUGAAUAGCCUGGCGUUAACGUUAAGCGACAAGUUUGAGAGAGGAGGAGAGUUGAAAGACCUUCAAGAAGCCGUGGAGAGAUUGAAGGCUGCUAGCGAAAAAGAGAGAAACCCUACCGAGAAAGCUAUAUAUCUGGGCUCUCUUGCCACAUGUCUGCGCCUUUUUUAUGAACAAACCGAGGAAAGGAGCACUCUCAGUGAAGCCUUGGCUGCUGGAAAGAGCGCAUUGAAAUUGACUACCAUGUCUGCAAAUCAUCCGUUUCACCUUUCAUGUGCAAACAAUCUGGCCAUCAUUUACACCCGACAAUUUGAGCUUCUUCGGGACACGGAAAGCUUCAAGGAAGCCAACAGGCUCUUCUCGGAAGCCAACAACACAAGACCACUGGACGAUCCUGACUGGGCGGUAUCGUCUAUUAAUCUAGCGAAUCUCCACUAUUAUGAGUCCGAGCAUAGAGAUUUGGAGAAGGCAUUGGAUUUCUUUCUACGAGCGUGUCGGUGUACGACAACUCGUACAACGCUUCGAGUGAAGGCUGCUCAAAUGGCGAUUGGUAUUAUGGAAGAUGAAGGUCUUUUUGCGGAAGCAAUUGAGGUGGGAGACAGUGCUCUUAAGAUGCUCCCAGAAUUGUGCGACCGAUCAUUGAGUUUGAGCGACCAGCAGCAUGCUGUACUACAAAUUGCAGGCCUAGCUGCUGAGGUCUGUUCAUUAUAUCUGCAAGAGAACCGUGUCUCUGAAGCUCUUCAGAAAGUGGAGUUUGGCCGUGGCCUCAUUCUUCGAUACAUGUUUGAUAAACAAGACAGCGUCGCAGCCCUCGAACAAGACUGUCCUGAUCUGGCUCGCGAGUACAAGAGGCUCCUCUUUCAAAUCUCGACGGUCGAUUCAUCCAACGCUUCAACCCGGCUGAUGCUUGCGAGGCAGCGCAUUGGAGCAGGAGAGAGGCUUAAGGAAGUGGUCUGUCAGAUCCGUCAAAGAAAGGGCUACGAAGCGUUUUUGUUGGAGCCCUCAUUAGACGAACUUAAGAGCUGUGCAACCGGCGGUGUAAUAAUAGUCGUUAAUGCAACCCUUGUUCGGGCGGAUGCAAUCAUUGUCUCUAGUGAGUGCAUCAGGUCGAUAGAACUCCCUGAGAUGAAGGAAAGCCUCGACAAGUGGUCAUCAGAUCAGGAAAUUCGAGCUUCUAGAUCAGCAUCAACAGCUACCUCCGGCCAAGGCCGCGAUGCGGGAAGUGGAACGAGAUCUGCAAACAAUAGACUGUUCUUGGAGUGGCUGUGGUAUACCUGCGUCAAGCCCAUUCUGCAGGAGAUAAAUGGAAGUUAUAGUCACUCUCAAACAGGAGUGCCCCAUGUUUGGUGGUUGGGAACAGGACUCGCCACCAGGUUUCCAUUUCAUGCGGCUGGCUGCUACAAAGGGGAUCCUAGAGAGAACUGCCUGCAACAAACAAUAUCAUCUUAUACGUCGUCGAUCAGGGCUCUUGCCUACGCGCACUCCCUAUCGCAAAGACGGGGAUGUGAUGCAGAAAACGAAAUGUCAAUCCUUGUCGUUACAAUGCCAACGACGCCGGGACAAGCUCCGUUGGAUGGAGUUAGGGAUGAAUGGUUCGCCAUUCGAAAUGCGUGUGACGGCGUCUUCCGGUCUGAACUUCUAGAGAAUCCCACGGCCGAACACGUCCUGGGGAGACUUGGCGGCUCUGAAAUUGUUCAUUUUGCUUGUCACGGGUUGUCAGAUCCACACGACCCGUCUCAUAGCCAUCUGCUUCUGCAAAAAGAAAGCCAAUCGGGUGUAAUUCUUGACAAACUAACCGUUUCGAGCAUAUGCAGUACAAUCUCGAAAGGAGGACGAACUUGUGUUGCGUACCUCUCAGCUUGCUCGACCGCAGAGGUUAGAGCCACACGAUUCACCGACGAGAGCCUUCACAUUGCGAGCGCCUUCCAGGUUGCUGGCUUCCCUAAUGUUAUCGGGUCCCUGUGGCCCACUAAAGAUGAUGUCUGCGUGAAAGUUACGGAUUACUUUUACAAAUCACUUGCUACAAAGUCGCCAGCAGGUGGGAAGAAAUUGUCGGUGGCGUCGGCCUAUCGGGAUGCAGUUCUUCGUGUGCGGGCAGAGUUAUUCGCAGGUGGACUGGAGGGAGACCCUAUGUCAUGGGCUGCCUACGUACAUCUAGGUGCAUAA